Molecule: messenger RNA, 1760 nt
Organism: Varroa destructor (honeybee mite)
Lineage: Eukaryota; Metazoa; Arthropoda; Arachnida; Mesostigmata; Varroidae
Source: RefSeq, a predicted model, not a curated record
UUUCAAGGAUCGAACAGCUUUCAACGAACCAGUGUUAGGCACAACUAACGACGACCCGUCGAUCUGUCGUCAGCGGUGCCUUCUCGCUCUUGGGGUGGUUGUGGUGUUUUCCUAAGGCAUCGCCCUCUCUCUUUACGCUGCUCUCUAAAUCGGAGCUAUGGCGCGUCGGGGGCUAAUGACAGGUACUUAAGAUCGACCGGAGCAGACACCGCAGGCGAGACGUCUCUAAGAGAACCGAAUGCAAGAAGGUCUGCCAGGACAAGCGAGAUCCUUUCUUUUAUGCGGCACCAUAUGCCCUACAUAAGAUGCGUCUCUUAGUCAUCGUAAAUUUGUUCCUGCUGCUUAUCGUAGCCGCCUCUGGGCAGCUUCUGGAGGUGGCAGGCGCAACGCAGGGUCUAGCAGCGCUGAGCAGCAGUCUUGUGAGCUUAGGAAGGGUGCUACUCCCAGUUGGUCUACUGAAAACUUUAGCUCUCAUUGGACCGUUAAAGCUAACUCUACCGGCGCUCUUUGGUCUUAAAGCCCUAGGUCUGCUGAAGUUAAAGCUGCUUCUUGCUAAGGCACCAUUACUUGCACCACUCGGCCUUAGUAUCGGAAAAGUCAAGCUAGCUAAAGCAAAGUUGGGGUUAGCAAAAACGGCGGCUUCCACCGCAGCCAACAUCAAGUUAGCCCUUCUUGAGCUACCAUUCAAGGUCAAGGCUAUGAAGAUAGGCGCCAUUGCGGGAGCAAAGGCUGGAGGCAAAACAGGCUUGUUUCUUGCUCAAAAUCAACCUCAAAUUCAGCUUGUCGAUCCUAUAGUAAUCCCCGCUUCCGCCCUGCUCAGCCAAAACAGAAUCCCCGAUAGACCUUCGUCUCUGCUUGUCCACCCGACAUCCUCUAAAGGCUAUUCUAUGUCAGGACCUGAAUUCAAGGAGCCGUUAUACGGACGUGAGCCCACAAUGACGACGCCUCUACCCGCAUUAGCUUAUACUCUGAAGCCGCCCGCAUAUACUCCAGCGCUACCUGCUUAUACCCCACCUCCAUCUGCAUACACUUCGGAGCCUGUUCCUGAACCGGCUUAUACUCCAGUCGCCUAUCAAUCGCAUCAUCGACUUCGCCGUGAAGCAAAAGGGGCAACGCCGUCAGCUGUCCCCGAAGAAGCCCUUCGCCAGGUUUUCAGUUACGUAGAUCAGUACGAUGUGGACCAGUGCAUUCUUCGUGUGGUGUGCGAGCUGGCUGUCAACCCAAAUCUUGACAGUUACCCGGGCGACGAUGUCACUAAGUUUAUGCUGUCGCUGAACGACAGCAACCCAGAAGAGCCUUGGACGCCGUAUAAGAAUGCUGCCAUUAUGGGCCUGACCCACCGCUCACGCGAACAGUGCCAGAGCAAAUUCAGCCUUUGCCCUGUAGAAACGGAAGGUCUUCUACGACUUGCGAAGAUUCGUCUCGAAGGUUACGACCUAUAGUGCGGAGUGAGCAUUAGACAGCACGAUCUCAUUCAGCACUGAGCGCUGAGUGAGAUCGUGCUUUCUAAGGAUGUAGAAAACCAUAGUUUCUACUAUUAUUAUUUAGAAAAGCACGAAAACUUGGCACAGGUGACCACGAGCCCGGACACUAUUUAUAAAUGCACCCGUCGUUUCGCAAUAGGUUCGACACUUUUAUCCACCCGCCUAUUUAAUAUAACGUGCGUUCUUGAUUUUUAGCGUGUUAUGACGAACGGCUUUUUCUCCUUGCACUGCCUAUGCACUCGUGCUUAUAAAGCCCAAAUUAGAAGCCUAAUAAAU